GCGCGGCGUGCAGCCAUGGCGAUGGCGCAGGCGGGCAUCGGCGUCACCCGCGUCGUGAUGCUCAUCGGCGCCGGCAUGGCCGGGUCCGUCGUCCUCCGCAACGGCCGCCUCUCCGAGAUCCUCACCGAGAUGCAGGAGUUUCUGGAGAAGGCGGACAAGGGGAAGGAAGGUGGCGGUGGUGGUGCGGACCACGGCAUCAGUGACGCGCUCAACGAGGUGCGCCUCCUAGCCAUGCAGGUACGGCAGCUAGGUUCUCCACGCUCCAUAACUGUUCUCAACGGAGGUUCUGGACAAUCAGGAUUAUCAGGACUAAUAGUACCUGCGGCAACUGUUGGGGCACUCGGUUAUGGUUAUAUGUGGUGGAAAGGAAUCUCUUUUGCGGACUUGAUGUAUGUCACCAAGCAAAACAUGGCAAACGUUGUUUCAAGUAUGACUAAACAUCUGGAGCAAGUCCAGACCUCUCUUGCUGCUGCUAAAAAGCAUUUGACACAACGUAUUGAGAAGUUGGAUGACAAAUUGGAUCAGCAAAAGGCGCUUUCUGGGCAAAUAAAAGAUGAUGUUACUGGUGCACGAUUAAAGCUUGAGACUAUUGGUUCAGAGAUUAGGAACAUCAAGGAUUUAGUCUGGGGUCUGGAUGAGAAGAUGGAUUCAAUGGAAGCUAAGCAGAAUUUUUCAUGCGCCGGUGUGAUGUACCUCUGCCAAUUCAUAGAGCAAAAUGGUGGGAAGCUCCCAGAACGCCUGGAAGGCAUUAAGCCAUCUGCGAAGCGUUUUUCGUCAAUUGGCAUACAGGGUUUGCAACUAGCCAUUGAAACAGGGGAUUUCAGUGAUUUCAGCAAUGCUGAUUCCACUGACAAGAUAAGCAGGUCCAACUCGUUGAAGUCUGUCAGCUGAUUUUCCUCGGGGUUGGCAAGACAGACAUCUAGAUUCGUUGCUCAGUGAAAACAUUGUAAAGGGAGUUCCGUACUGGUUUAAAAUGUAAAGAGUUCCAGCCUUUUUGUUAUUUUCUUGCAGGAAGUGCUGUUCGUUAAAUUUGAGAACUUAUGCGAUACUAGUAGAAGGGAAUUUAAACCAGAGGCUAUUCUGGCAUCACUUGUGCCUCCGGAUUUUUAGGCAACACUCGGCCGUAAAUAAAUGGACGGCACUUUGGUUUCCUAAAACAGUGGUGGGCUUGUAACCACUUCAUCGCUGGGACUGUAAUCACUUUCACAACAAUUUACCGUGCUGUUUGUGCUUUCCUUAUUGGUGGAUUUGCACUGGUGUCA
This is a messenger RNA of Lolium rigidum, 1262 nucleotides long. RefSeq lists its product as uncharacterized. The record is from RefSeq and is a predicted model, not a curated record. The coding region runs from base 16 to 891 and encodes 291 amino acids. Lineage: Eukaryota; Viridiplantae; Streptophyta; Magnoliopsida; Poales; Poaceae. The transcript has 12 exons.